Messenger RNA from Rotaria sp. Silwood2, 1436 nucleotides. The record is from the annotation of a GenBank genome assembly. Lineage: Eukaryota; Metazoa; Rotifera; Eurotatoria; Philodinida; Philodinidae.
AUGAAUCGAUAUAGUGAUAUCGAUUUUACAUUCAAAAAUCUCCCAGCAGUUUAUGGUUUUCGUAGCAAAGCACUUGUUUCUAUCGGAGAAGCAUUGGAAGCAAUUGUUCCUCAAAUCGAUCAACUGCUUUAUUACAUACAAGUGGCAAGAAAACACUGUCUGUAUCCUUCAGAACAUGGCCUCACGCGUGAUGAAUCAGCGUCUGUGUAUAUUUACACAAUGGAAUGGGGCGAUAACAGUCUUUAUCGCGUAUUAAAUCGAGCAUUACGAUCUGAGGAUCGAGAAUCGCUAAAAAUUUGGUUUUCGUAUUUGAAAUUAUUUCACACCGCCCUGGAGAAAUUGCCGACGGUCAAAAAGGUGAUAUGGCGAGGUGUGCCUGUUGAUAUUGGUAACAAUUUUACAAAAGAAGAAAUUGUAACAUGGUGGAGCGUUAACUCAUGUUCAUCAUCAGUGUACGUUAUUAAGGAUUUUCUUGGCAGCACAGCGAAAACAACACUUUUUCGAAUUGAAGCUGUGAACGGUAAAAAUGUGUCUGGUUAUACAGCAUAUGAAAAUCAAGGUGAAAUCAUUUUGGGCAUUGGUACACAAUUACGUGUGAAGAGUAAUGCAUUGGAUAAUCCUCAAGGAUCUCACAUCAUACACUUAGUUGAAAUAGACGAUAAUGAUGAUGAGCCACUGGGAUCAUCUAUGAAUAAAAAUUAUGUAACACCGAAGCCAUCAAAUUCAGAUGCUUUCAGUAAGUUUAUUAGGUGCGGGCGUGAGUGUGGGUGCCACAAAGGAGACGAUUCACACCCAAACCAGAGUUGCUAGAUCAAAAAUUUCAAAAUCAGAAAGUAUUUUGUAAUCCUUAAAUGCCUAGUAUACUUUUCCACUAGCAUAAUAGCCUCUUUUUUUUUGAAAUACUAUCUUAAAAGAUAUUUCAUAAUUAAAACAAAACAAAGACACAAUAUACGUAUUCGAUUCACUCAUUAUGAGGAAGACUACAUCAAUGGUUUAAUUUCGAACUCAUUCUUUGUUUUAAAAACUUGGCGUUAAAUUUACAUACAAAUGGACGCAAAAUCAUAGAAUGGAUAUAUACACAUUCAUUCAUUAAAGUUGUUGGUGUUCGUUCUUCUUUAACAUAAUUUUCACUCAUGACUAUAUCUUCCAACAAAUCAUUCACAAUUAAGUUUUAUUUUAUCUGUAGCGCCACAAUUCAAAAUUCAAAAGAAGAGAAAAUUGUUAAACUUCAGAUCUCUAACAGAAAAAAAAUAGUUCAUCGACAUAGAAAAUCAAACCAUUUUUUCUGCAUAGCAUUCUAGUUCUUUUUGAAGAAAGAACUGCCAGUAUCCGCACACCCACACAUCCGCAACCGCACCUACACCCGCCCACACUCACACCCGCCCACACUCCCACCCACACACCCUCACUUUCAUCACCUGAAGGAUUUUCGCAUU